Molecule: messenger RNA, 1336 nt
Organism: Vicia villosa (hairy vetch)
Lineage: Eukaryota; Viridiplantae; Streptophyta; Magnoliopsida; Fabales; Fabaceae
Exons: 8
Coding region: 210-881 (223 amino acids)
Source: RefSeq, a predicted model, not a curated record
AACAAUGAACAAACAAAACGUUGAAGGUUUUUGACGAAAGAGAAAAUAACGAGAGAUUCAGAAAGGUUUUGUAAAUAAUUAAACCGCGAUUUUGAAUUAGCAUUCGGAGAAUAAACGCGAAGAAACAAAAAGUGCUGCCAAGGAUAUGAGUUGGGGUUGUGUAAUUGCUCUUAUUUUCGCUGAAUGCUAACUUUAUUUACAUAGAAGAAAUGAAGAAAGACGCUAGAAACGACGAAUCAGAAGACCCGAAACUAUGGGGAGCGAUUCUGUUCGGCUUGAUUGGCGCCACCGCCACUACUCUCGUCUUCGGUCAGCUACGGAAGACUGCUGAAUGGAUAUCUCUGAUAUCUAGGUCUCAAGGAUGGAAAGGAAAAAGUGGUGGUUCUUAUAGAACGGCUUUUCAGGAAGAGGCGUGGAGAAAACACAAUAAACGAAUGCAAGAGGAGUAUGAAGAGGAGAUGGAGAGAGUUGAACGAAUAAGGCGUAUGCAAAACGUGUUUAACAGAGAAAGAAAUAAAUACAAAAGAGGCUAUGAAAGCUGGAAGGAACAAGGUCCUAGUCCAUAUCAUCAACAUUUCCAAAGAGAAGAUUGGUAUUGGAAAACUGAUACUUCAUACAAGGACAGGAGGACUAAUUAUCGAGAAACUCCAAGAGAGAGCAGAAACUAUGCAUUGUCACAUCACUACUCAGUUUUGGGUCUUGACAGGUUUAGGAAAGCACCAUAUUCAGAUGCUGAAAUUAAGUCAGCAUUUAGGACAAAGGCAAAGGAGUAUCAUCCUGAUCAGAACCAGGAUAAUAAAGACAUUGCAGAAGCCAAGUUCAAAGAAGUGAUGACUUCAUUUGAGGCCAUAAAACAGGAAAGAAAUAACCAAAAUCUGUAAUUGUCAAACUCUGCCCAUCAAUCCCAGGACCGGAAAGGAUGUGAGAAUUUGACAAUUAACAGACAUGAGUUACUAGUCAGAGCUGUACAAAGAAAAUCUGGUAAUAAUAUUAAAUUGUAUUCGUUGAGUGCCAAUGCCAUUGCCAUGUUUGAACGCCGCAGGCAAACAUUCAAGGUUGAGUAUGGAAGCCAUAGACAGAGAUGGACAAUUAAGUGCUGUUUAGAAGAGUUCAUUUUAAGUUUAUUUUGUGAGAUAAACAUUUGUAUAACAUAGGUGUUUGGAAAAACUAAUAAAAUAUAGCUUAUGAUAUGUCCAUAAGCAAUUUUCAAUGUAUUUUUAUAAAUUUCCCAAUAUAGUUCAUAGAAAUAUUAUACAGGGCUUCAUUUUCUCUUUGAUUGUACAAGCAACAUAAAUUUAAAUUUAAGCUCUUUUAUGAUUAAUAACAUCAUAUAGAA